Aedes albopictus (Asian tiger mosquito) is the source of this 1397-nucleotide messenger RNA. RefSeq names its product involucrin. The record is from RefSeq and is a predicted model, not a curated record. Bases 145 to 1287 code for a protein of 380 amino acids. The transcript is spliced from 2 exons. NCBI's taxonomy places the organism in Eukaryota, Metazoa, Arthropoda, Insecta, Diptera, Culicidae.
GAUGCUGGCGAUGAAAAUUUUUGGCGGAAAACACGUGCCGCCAUAUAAAAUGAUUGUAUUGAUCCUCGCCACAGAGCAUUCGCUUGCGAUCGUUCAUCGGGUUUGGCUUUAGCACAGUGGCCGUUGGCUCGUAGGGGUACAACAAUGAAGUUAUUCUUAGUUCUAUCGAUGGUGUUGGCCAUAGCGUUUGGAGCGGCCGUCGAGAAACCAGUCAAGGAAGUGGAUACAGAAAAUGAAUCUAAAGUGGAACCGAGUGCGAAAGUGCAGGGGAAACGUGGUCUUUAUGACUUUGGAUAUGGGAGUAGUACACCUGAAUUGCAAGGAGGAUUCAAGCCUUCGUUUGGAUUCGAUUUCAGUGAACCGCAUCAGUAUGAAGUGAAGGAAGAUCAUCAUACGAUCAUUACCAAGAACAUUCCAGUACCUUAUCCCGUGGAAGUGGAGAAGCAUGUGUACAUAGAGAAGAAGGUUCCAGUUCACAUUGAUCGUCCAGUUCCAUACCCGGUAACGGUCGAAAAGAAGGUUCCAUACAUUGUUGAAAAGCAUGUUCCAGUCCACAUUGACCGUCCGGUUCCAUAUCCAGUGAAAGUACCAUAUCCAGUUGAAGUCGAAAGGAAAGUACCCGUUUAUGUGGAGAAAAAAGUUCACGUCGAUCGCCCGGUUCCCUAUCCAGUCCAUGUGGAAAAGAAGGUUCCAGUUUACGUAGAAAAGAAGGUUCCCGUAGUGGUCGAAAAGAAAGUUCCGGUACCAUAUGAAGUCAAGGUUCCGGUAGUUCAAAAAGUCGAAGUCGAAGUACCAAAACCAUACCCAGUUCACGUUCCAAAGCCAUAUCCGGUUUACAUCGAGAAGGAAGUCGUCAAGCAUGUAGAUCGGCCUGUUCGCGUAGAAGUUGAGAAGAAGGUUCCAGUCCCAGUGGUGCAGAAAGUAGAAGUUCCUCAGCCGUAUCCAGUUUACAUUGAGAAGCCUGUUUACAUCGAAAAGCAGGCCGAUCAUCACAGCGAAGAGCACGAACACGUAGAACAGCAGGACGGUGACUACAUCGAACAGCCUAUUCACGUUGCCGAAGAUCGUCAACAUCGCGAGGAAAGCGAACAUAACGAGCAAGAACGUGCGGAUCAUCAACAGGAAGAACAUCAGCACGAGGAGCAUGUUCGACAGGAGUACGCUGAGUCGAGUCACGAGGACGUCAAAAGUACAGACCCAACCGAAAAGGCUGUAGAGUCUGAGGAGUCGAGGCAUCAAGAACAACACCAUCACAUGCCAACACAUCUUGCAAACAACGAUCAAUAGAUAAGCUGCUCAAGAUAAGAGGCACGAACCUUAAAAUAUCUCUAGUCUAUCAGUUGCAACAGAGCAAUUCCACAAAUCAACCGAAGAAAUAAACUAAAAUUAAAACAAAA